CCAUUCUGUGAUUUUAUGAUCCUAAAUAACUCUGGAUGUUCAGUUGCAGGACCAGCACUGCCUCCAGACUACAAAAGCAGCUGUAGCUCAGAAAAUCCUGACAGUGAUGACGACUCAGAAUCUCUUCCUCUACCCAGAGACACAAACAGAGAUUCUGAAGAGGAGACAGAAGGAGAUCCAGCACCCAAAAAGCCAAAAAGGAUUCAUGAAGACGAUGAUGAUGAUGGGUUUUUUGGGCCAGCUCUUCCUCCUGGAUUUAAAAAACAGGAUGAUUCUCCAGAGAGGCCUAUUAUAGGUCCUGCAUUACCACCUGGCUUUAAGAAACCAGAGGACACCAGGAGUAGCAGAUGUUUCAUAGGACCCUCUGUUUCAUCAGAAUCCCGUCCCCAGCUGACAGAUAGUAGUGAGGACGAAGACAAUUUUAUAGGCCCAAUGCCUGCAAAAGGACCAGUGGAGUCUGAUGUGGCUGAAGAGUUUGAACGCAGAGCUCAGAGAAUGAAAGAAAAGCUUACUUCAGCAGACAGUGAUGAACCCAAACAAGUAACCAGGGAAUCAUGGAUGACAGAGCUUCCACCUGAGUUGAAAAGCUUUGGAUUUGGCCCAAGAACAUUCAAGAGACGAGCUGAUGACAAAUCAGGUGAUAGAUCUAUUUGGACAGAUACUCCAGCUGACAGAGAGAGAAAAGCCAAGGAAAGAGAAGAGGCAAAAAAGUCAAGCAGUAAGGAUAAUGAAGAAAUGGUAUUAUCUGGGAGGGACAAGAGGCUUAUUGAGCAGGUGACUUCAUACAACGAGUCAAAGAGGUCAGAGUCUCUCAUGGACAUCCACCAGAAAAAGCUGAAGAGCAAAGCAUCUGAAGAGAAGAGUAAACCUCAGGAAAGAAGGCCGUUUGACCGAGAGCAGGAUCUCAAAGUCAAUCGCUUUGAUGAAGCACAAAAGAAAGCUCUCUUAAGAAAAUCCAGAGAUCUGAAUAGCAAAUUUGAGCACAGUAAAGGCAACAUGUUUUUAUAAGAUGAAAGCAUUAAGCUUUUUUGAAGUGGAGUCAAUUAAAAUUUGAAUACUUAAUUUUUGUAAGUAUUUUUCUGUAAAUAUUUGUAUGCAAAAUAAAUAUCCUGAUGUUUAACUAUUUUUCCUUGUCUGUAAAUACUCUCUUAGGGAGGAUCAUCUGUACUAAAACAAAACUAGUAAAAAG
Messenger RNA from Ficedula albicollis (Collared flycatcher), 1189 nucleotides. RefSeq names its product GPALPP motifs containing 1 (gene GPALPP1). NCBI's taxonomy places the organism in Eukaryota, Metazoa, Chordata, Aves, Passeriformes, Muscicapidae. The record is from RefSeq and is a predicted model, not a curated record. The transcript is spliced from 7 exons. The coding region runs from base 16 to 1008 and encodes 330 amino acids.